AUGUCGACGCAUCAGGCCUACAGCGGCCCGUCGGAGCCGCAACCCGCGCCAUCGCAGCAGCUGAAUCGCUCCUGUGAAUCGUGUCGAGCAUUGAAAGUGCGAUGCUUGCCGGAUAUCGACUCGCCUAAUCAGUGCCAAAGAUGCGUCAAGGCGAAGCGGGCAUGCAUAUUUGUAGCGCCGCAGAGGCGUCGACCGCGAAAGCGCACCGACUCGCGUGUCGCCCAGUUGGAGAAGGAAAUGGCUGCCAUGCGCUCCAUGCUCAAGGACCAGCGCAAACCCAAGGAAGAUACCAUCAACGAAGAACCCAGCCCUGACCCAGAGGAUGCCGAGGAUAUCGACUUUGGCACGAUCCCUGCAGAAAAACUCGCCCCUCCCAACUAUCAGGAAAUCCAGUUCGAUCAUCAUGCCCAAUUACGACAUUCUCAUUCCCAAUCCCAAUCGCCUGGUGCUCGUUCAGCUUACGACCUGUCUCGGGAUGGAAACUCAUCGCAGAGUACACCUUCGCUCACACAGAAUGCCAGCUCUCCGGAUUUCGGGGAUGGUGGCGAUAUUGUAGACCGUGGGUUUAUAUCUAUUUCGACGGCAGAAGAGCUGGUCUCGCUAUUUAUGAACGAUCUGCUGGACUAUUUCCCCUUCAUCGUACUGCCUGCCGACACCACCACAUCCCAGCUACGACAUUCAAAACCUAUCCUUUUCUUAGCUAUAGUGGCGGCAUCAUCUAUCGCCGUUGAUGCUAGUCUGUCCAGCACUCUAAACCACGAGAUGAUUAACCUCUACGCGCAGCGAUUCUUCUUCAAAGGCGAAAAGUCCUUGGAGAUGGUUCAGGCCCUGGUUCUAAUGCAUCUCUACUACCUUCCACCGGAAUCGCCUACACAAAUUCAAGCAUAUCAAUACCCGCAUAUAGCUGCUACAAUGGCGUUAGAAAUUGGUAUUGCGUCUAAAAAGCGCAUGCCACGAAGGACUGCUGGGCUAAGAAGGCAAGCUAAACCUGUGGAAAAAUUCGACGAGCAGAUGGCCGAACAAGCCCGCACUAUCCUAAUUUGUUACCAUCUUGCUUCAACGGUGGCUAUGAGGACUCGGCGGCCGAAUAUGUUGCAAUAUAAUGACUGGAUUAAAGAAUGUGUACGGAUGCUCAGCCGAUCCCCAAUUGACUCGGACAAACGGCUUGCUAUGUGGUUUGAGCUCCAAACCAUAACCGACGAAGCCUUAUCAUCCUUUGGACUUGAUGACACUUCCUCUACUGCCCCCUUGACCGAGACUCGGGUGAACGCUGUGCUUCGAUUGUUUGACAAAAAGAUGGACGACUGGAAGGAGAACCUUGACCCGGAAGAUCUUACAGUCCCAAUGGUGCUUGAAUACCAGCAUAACAUCCUAACCAUUUACGAACUCGGCAUCGGCGAGGGGUAUCGGGAGCCAGACGCCAUCAAACAACAAUACUACACGCUCCCCGCCCCCGACAGCGACAACACCAGCCACCGAUCCACAGAGCCACUCAGCGCCAUCCGCAUAGACCUAAACAUCAAAUGGCUAAAUGCCGCCCAGGGGAUGCUCGAUUCCUUCUUGAACUGCGAUGUGCAUACCAUGCGCAAAAUGCCGAAUCUCACCUACUCCCGCGUCGUACUUGGUGUCAUGGUGUUACUGAAAAUUUACUUUAGCAUAAAAUCCAGCUCGUUGGGAUAUGUCAUAACCCCAAACACCGUCAAUGUCGAGAGUUAUCUCGAAUCAAUGACUCAGCGACUCACCGAGGCCAGCGCCGGCUCAAAAUACCCGAUUCCGUCGAGAUGGCUGCGAGUCGUUGGAGGCAAGGCAAGAGACUGGCUGAGACGGUUUCAAGCACACCAUAAAGAGAACCAAGAAGCACAGUCCCAACUAGGAGGUACUGGCACUACCGACGACAGCGCACCUCUCGCCGUCGGCCCAUCAUCAUCGACAAUGACAGCCGCAUGGCAUGGCGGAAUCGUGCCCAUGCCCACGAAAAUCGUCCCAUCUGGCAUGCACCCCUCGUAUCCGACGGAUGAAUACACCAACCAAUCCAACCUAGCCGCCUACCACACAACAACCACCGGCCCUCCUACACAUCCCACUUCCACACCCACCCACUGGCUCCCAUCCGAUCCAACCAUGCACCACCACCACCUUCACCAGCCCCUCAACACCACGCCUACAGCUACCGCAUACGCGCAGCUAUCCUCACAGCCCCAGCCCCAGCCCCAGUCCCAGUCCCAGUCCCAACCCGUCUGGUCUUUCCACACCGACAUGCCGAGCGUCCACGCCCAUCACCCGUCCUAUCCCCUUGAUUACAGCGACGGGAAUAUGCAGUACCAUCUAGACAAUAAUCUGCCCAUAGAAAUGGAAUUCGACUGGGUUCCUGACAAAGGCAUGUUUCAGUUACCGACGUUUUAA
Talaromyces proteolyticus is the source of this 2403-nucleotide messenger RNA. RefSeq lists its product as uncharacterized. The record is from RefSeq and is a predicted model, not a curated record. Gene Ontology annotation, molecular function: zinc ion binding; DNA-binding transcription factor activity, RNA polymerase II-specific; transcription cis-regulatory region binding. NCBI's taxonomy places the organism in Eukaryota, Fungi, Ascomycota, Eurotiomycetes, Eurotiales, Trichocomaceae. Gene Ontology annotation, biological process: DNA-templated transcription; regulation of DNA-templated transcription. The transcript is spliced from 3 exons. Gene Ontology annotation, cellular component: nucleus. The coding region runs from base 1 to 2403 and encodes 800 amino acids.